AUGGAAGCUGUGUCAGAUGCCAAUGUUGCUCAACCAAACUUUGCAAGGAUUGCAGAACAUCAUCGCGGACUCGCCGAGGAACUGUCAAAAUGUAGCAAUCUGCCUUCGGUGGAUACAGGCGCUGCUCUCGCCCAAACCCUAACAUCUAUAAUGACCGAACUACGAGACAUGAACAGAAGUUUGAACAGGCGCAUGGAUGAUAUGGAUCGGCGGAUGGACGAGAGAUUCGGGAACCUCCAACGGGAAAUGCGUCAAGGUUUUCACGAUAUGCAGCUCCGAAUCAAGACUGUAGACUCGAACAACAUUUCACGAUUAGUGAAUAGCCAAAUCGUCUCAAACACUACAGAUUUGGCACCGUUAUGUGCCCUUCAGACAGGAGACCCAAUUGAAGGCUUUCCACAGACGCCGUCUGAAAUUGCUCGUUUAUCAAGCCAACAAAUCAAUUCAAUUUUACGCGCUCUCGAGAUUGACACCGCUGGUACAAUAGAUGCAAAAAGACAACGACUACGCUUAUACCUUGGACUUAAAGCAGUUCCCGUUUGA
Xylona heveae TC161 is the source of this 543-nucleotide messenger RNA. RefSeq lists its product as hypothetical. The record is from RefSeq and is a predicted model, not a curated record. The coding region runs from base 1 to 543 and encodes 180 amino acids. Lineage: Eukaryota; Fungi; Ascomycota; Xylonomycetes; Xylonales; Xylonaceae. The transcript is spliced from 3 exons.